CCGGGCGGAGCCCCGGCGGGGACCUCCGGGGCGACCUGGGCUGAGCUGAGUCGGGGCCCGGGACCCGGGCUGGUGUUGUGGGUGCGGCCGGGGAAAGCCGGAACCCAGGGAGCGGGCGGGACCGGGCGGAGCUGGACGUGCGGCGUUGCGCGGCUGGGAGCCGACCCUGAGCUCGUCCCGCGUGGGAAGAGCCGAGCUCAGGGGGCUCCAGAGCCAGAGGCGGAGGAGUGAAGUGAGGGCUGAGUGGGCGGAAGAGAGCCUGGGCGGAGACAUGGCCACUUAUCGCCCAGCAGGACACAUGCAACUGCCGCGAGCCGAUGCCAUUCGUUCCCGUCUCAUUGAUACUUUCUCUCUCAUCGAGCAUCUGCAAGGCUUGAGCCAAGCUGUGCCACGGCACACUAUCCGAGAGAUACUUGAUCCUACCCAUCAGAAGAAUCUUAUGCUAGGAGACCAACACCAGCUUGUGCGCUUCUCCAUAAAGCCUCGUCGUGUAGAACAGAUUACGGACUCCCAGAGGCUGAUGAGCACCCUUCGAGUGCGCUGCAGCCAGAGGCCACCUCUUUCCUUGUGGGCUGGAUGGGUCCUUAAGUGUCCUUUCUUCACAAACUUCAUCAUCUUCCUCAUCUUUUUGAAUACGAUUGUACUGAUGGUUGAAAUAGAAGUGCUAGAAUCCUCAAACACUCAGCUGUGGCCACUGAAGCUGACUCUGGAAGUGGCAACUUGGUUCAUCUUGUUUACUUUCAUCUUUGAGAUCCUUCUUAUGUGGCUAUCCAGCUUUUCCCUCUUCUGGAAGAAUGCCUGGAAUGUCUUUGACUUUGUUGUCACCAUACUGUCCCUGCUUCCUGAGGUUGUGUUGCUGGUAGGGGUAACAAGCCAAUCCAUAUGGCUCCGGUUGCUGAGGAUCUGCCGGGUGCUGAGGUCUCUUAAACUCUUUGCACGAUUCCGUCAAGUUCGAGUCAUUAUCUUGGCCCUGGUCAGGGCCCUAAAGAGCAUGACCUUCCUCUUGAUGUUGCUGCUCAUAUUCUUCUACAUUUUUGCUGUGGCUGGUGUCUACUUCUUCGAGAAUUACACCCGUUCAACUCGCCAGGACCUGGAGUACCACAUGUUCUUCUCGGACCUGCUGAAUUCCCUAGUAACGGUGUUCAUCCUCUUCACCAUGGAUCACUGGUAUGCACUACUUCAGGAUACCUGGAAGGUGCCUGAAGUGAGCCGCGUUUUCAGCAGUAUCUAUGUCAUCCUCUUGUUGUUACUUGGUUCCAUCGUCUUUCGAAAUAUCAUAGUAUCCAUGAUGGUUACUAACUUCCAGAAUAUCAGGAAUGAGCUGAACGAAGAGAAGACACACCUGGAGGUUCAGCACAAAGCUGACAUAUUCAAGUGGCAGAUUAUCCAGAGGAGACAAAACCUAGCCCCUGAGGCAAAGAAGUCAAGCAUUGUCAAAAUGGAUGUCAGAGAUGCCAGUCAACAAGGGAAAUCCUUGAACUUAACAGAAGCUUCUGAAGAAGAGUCUAAACACAGUGCCACUAAAGAGGGUUCAAGAGAAUCUAAGUCAAAAACAAAGAAGUCAGAAGUGAAAAAGUCUGCCUCUUCCCCCUCCUGUUCAUCCUCCAACUAUUCCUCUCCUUAUGAGUCCAUAUAUUUGGACCCUAUUGGUCAGUUGGACUGGGAGACUCACGUGCACCAGAAUCUGCCUGGGUUAAUGGAUAUGGAUCAGGAUGAACGUGUUGUUUGGCCUAGAGAUUCACUCUUCCGAUAUUUUGAGUUGCUGGAAAAGCUUCAGUAUAACCUAGAGGAGCGUAAGCGGUUGCAGGAGUUCGCAGUGCAGGCACUGAUGAACUUUGAAGACAAGUAAAAAGCCCACAAUGGAUGGCUUCGAUAUCUUUGGCAAAAAUUAAUGAAGGGAUUAGUUGGAAAUGGAGAAUUCAAAGUAUAAAUGUCUAAUAAAUACUGCUGAUAACUUGUGCAGUGGUCUGUCUCUGAGACAUAGGGGAUACUGAAAGGUAUGUCAAGUGAAAGUUAGUUCAGAUGCCAGUGGGCCUGUGGUCCUUGGCUUUCUACCCUUUCCGCUGCUCCUGAGUCUCACACUUUCCUUGGCUUUGUCUCUAUGGCCCCCACCCUUCCUGCAACCUCCACUUCCUCAUAGAGUCCUAAUUGCACCUUCUCUCUCACUGGUGGAUAUGGGCCUCUGGGGGAUGGGGGCAGGGAGACCCCAGGAGCUUUAAGUGUAACUAAUUGAGAACUCUUAUUUCCAUUGCUGCUCUAAGAACAUUGCUUCUCCUUUGCACCGUUAAUUUUAAUCAAACAUCAUUUUCAUCUGCUUCUGGGCCAAAAGAGAGUCCCUUUCUUCUCUUUCCUUGCCAUUUCUGAGAGCAGUGAUGUCAUUCCAUAGCGGGUGGAGCAAAUCACUAUGUCCCAUAGAUUUUUAGUGUUGAAGGAGACCUCAGAGUUAAUCUAUCAAAGUAGGAAUGCCUUUUAGGACAUCACUGAAAGGGGGAUUAUCCAGCUAAUGCUUAAUGUUUCUAGUUACUGGUGACAUUAUCUAGAGAGGAUCACUAGAUAAUAGUGUUAGAUGGCUGAAGUCUUUAGAAAUAUCUAUUAAAAAUUCUACCACUUAUUGAGUGCUCAACAUAUAUGAACAUGUACAUGUAUGAAGAACACAUGAAAUACUGAAUUGUAUACUUUAAAAUGGUAAAUUUUGUUAUAUGAAUUAAAUCUCAAUUUUUAAAAUGAAGUAAGUAAAGAGUAUCUAAAACCAAGAACCAACAUUAUGUUUCAAGGAAAAGCAUUUUAGUCCUUCUCCAUAAAAUGUAGAACAAAACAAAAAUGUUUAAAAAUAAGAGGAGAAAGGUAUAGCUCAGUGGUAGAGUGCAUGCUUAGCAUGCACAAAUUCCUCGUACCUCCAUUAAAUAAAUACAUAAAUAAAUAAACCUAAUUAAUCCCCCCAAAAGACAAACAAAAAAAUUUAAAAAGAAAAAAUGAAGAAAAUAAAAGGAUAGUUUGAAAUUUUUUUAAUAAAUAAAUUUUAAAAAAUGAAUGUCAAUAUAUAAUAUUGUAUUUAAAAUCCAGUAAUGAGAAAUGUGGCAUAAGUAUUUGGAAGGACUGAAAAUACUAUUUUUAGACACGAUUGUAUACAUAGAAACCCCAAGGGAGUAACUAGAAUCAGAGAUAACAAAGGAUUUCCAUUAAGUACAAAUAGAAGAAAAGAGGACUGGAGACAGAAACCUGAGAAACAGGAACAUUUAAGGGAUAGGAGGAGGAAGAGAAGCCAGAAAAAAAGCCUGACAGAGAAGAGCAGAAGAGACAGGAUAGUCAUUCUAGAGUAAUGUUCCUAGAGCCAAGACAGAAUUUCAAGAAAGGAAUGGUUCAAUAGGAUCUCAACUGGAGCAUCCAUUGAACACAGCAAUCAGAAUACAAUAAACAUAAUAGAACAGAGUAAGUAUUGUUUAAUAAUUCUUACAGUUGCUAUCCACAAAGUGAUACCCCUUGACCAGCAUCUUUGAAUAGCUUUGCUCAAAGUAUGGCCUGAGGACCAGCAGAAUUGACCUCAUCUGGUGACCUGUUAGACCUGCAGAAUCUUAGGUCCCAGCCCCUGGGCCUAUUGAAUCAGAUGUUACAGAUGGACACUGAAGUUUCGAAAGCACUACUUUAUAGCUAUGUGGUGACCGAUCCCCUCCUGGCUUUCUACCGCUAACCUCAAAUGAAUGGUCUAUGCACGCUGCCUUAUUUUUUGACUCCUUCCUCAAAUAAAAUGAUCUGGUUUCAAUUCUACU
Molecule: messenger RNA, 3767 nt
Organism: Camelus dromedarius (Arabian camel)
Lineage: Eukaryota; Metazoa; Chordata; Mammalia; Artiodactyla; Camelidae
Gene: CATSPER2
Product: cation channel sperm associated 2
Exons: 13
Coding region: 272-1849 (525 amino acids)
Biological process (GO): flagellated sperm motility; transmembrane transport; sperm capacitation
Cellular component (GO): membrane; CatSper complex
Molecular function (GO): calcium-activated cation channel activity
Source: RefSeq, a predicted model, not a curated record